AUGAGAUGCUUGUCCAGCGCAGGCUACUCCCCAGCUAACGCUGUUACCAACUCCUUGGUUGUAAGAGAUAGCUGUGUCGGUCGAUGCUUUUUAGACGGUCCUCGGUUCGGAGAUUGUUGGUGCGACGCUGCUUGCGAAUUGACUGGAGACUGUUGUUCAGACUACAUUGAACAUUGCCAGGGGGCACAUAUGCCAACUACUACUGCACAACCAGCUGUCGAUGAAUGUAACCCGGAUGCACCGUUGCACAACUGCGAUGACAAUGCAAUCUGCAAUGAUACCUUCGAGGGUUUCUCAUGCACCUGUAGACCAGGGUAUGCAGGAAACGGCGUGUAUUGCACGGAUGUGGAACCGCCCAGCAUCACUUGCCCUGCCGACUUCACAGUCUACACGGACUGCAGGAAGAGCUACUCAACGGUUUCCUUGCCAGACGUCCAGUCUGCAUCCGACAACUCCGGCCAGUAUACCAUCAGCAUAAACAUUGGCGGCUCGAUGUACGAGGUUGGCGACACCACGACUCUCAGUCUGGGAGCAUCUCCUCACAUGGUCCGCUACACCGCUACUGACAAUUCCAACACUGCAGACUGUGAUACAAACGUGACGGUGGCAGAAGUUUCCGAUGGAACAUUCUGUGAAGAAACCGGAUCCCCACCAAACUGCAUCUGUAAGUCAAACGAAGGGCUCGACUGCACUUGUUUCUACAAAAACUGUGGUCAUGACUGUUCUCAAUCCGCUGAAGGAGUGGAAUGUACAGGACCAGGCAAACCAUAUCCAAAGUGCACAGAUGUUGAUCUAUGCGAUCCUGGUUACUCAGGACCACGCUGUGAUAGCGACAGUAACACUCUGCAGUGUCCAGAAGUUGACAACCGCUGUAUUUCUGACAGACUGUCGUCCGUAGAGAUUAGUUGGACGCUUGGCCCCCCGGGUUCUAGCUCCGACGUAACUUGCACAGAUUCCUUUGAUGGAGCCACUGUGGAGACUACUGGGGGUGUGUUUGGUGUUGGCAUGCACCACGUAGUCUGCUCCUCGGCAACUAAUGCCUUCCCACACUGCCUAAUUUCUUUCAGUGUUUCAUACUUCCCCUCUCUGACAGUACCUAAAGUCGGUGGGCAGUGCACGGAUCCAGGCAUGAACACAUCUACAGUGACAUGGACCGAGGUUCAUGCCACGGACGCCGGUGAAGUCACCAUCGAUUGCACAGAUUCUGGUGAUGGCGUCGGUGUCGGUGUUGCCGGGGGUGUAUUUGGAGUCGGGCCGCAUAUCAUCACAUGCCGUGCUGUCAAUGAUGUUGGGUGUUCAAGGUCAAAGCUCUUCACGUUCAACGUCGUUGAGGGCAAUCUCGUCCCAUUUGGAGAAGAAAUCGGAGACUCCCUGUUGUUAAAGGAACCACAGAGGCCACACUUAGCAAAGGAUCUGAUAUCACCUACCAUCUAUCCACCAAACUUCUUUCCCUUCGGCAGCAAGCUUUAUGAAAAGAUAUACUUUACCGACAAUGGUGUGAUUGUCCUGUCCAACGACCAAAGCCUUGAUAAACGAGCGUUCCCCAGUCCGCGGGGUAAAACUUUCCUCGGUGACAGGACGAUGAUAGCGCCGUUUUGGGCGGAUGUCAAAGCUAACGCCUUCACUGCCACAGAUAAUGUGUUUUGGCAGGUGCACGAUCAGUAUGAUCCAAAUGUCAACCAGAACAUGCUGGAUGUUGCUAGUCUCAUAGUUUCAGCCUACUACAGUGGUUUUUCAGCAAACUGGGCUCUGUCUAUUACCUGGAGAAAUGUAAAGGCCAUAUCACCCUUAGAAGACACAAAUACCUUCCAAGCUUUGCUUGUGACUGACGGGGUCCGCGCUUUCGUCGUUUUCAAUUACGAUCCCUGCGGCAUGAACUGGGAUACCAGUUUUUUGCCCAACAAAAACGUCAUCCAGGGCUACACCUCCGGAGUCUUUGGCGAAACUGUGUAUGUAGACAUACCCGAAGAAUCACAGUUUCGUCCCGGUGGCAUAGUGGGCAACACAGGGAAGGCAGGACGCUGGGUCUACCAACUCGACAGCCUCCCAGACGGUUUUGUCAAUCCACGUUUGUCCUGCCACAAUUGGUACCACCGCCAGGAACCGUACCCACUGUUUGCCAUCCACUAUCCUCCGCUCGCAGACACGUGCCCAUGCAGUCUGUGGAACGCCAGAUUUGAUUGGAGAUACACCGAGGCCUCGCAAUCAGUUGUCUUGCCAGAUGAUGGAAAUUCAUAUCCCGCUGUUUGCUACGUCAGGCUUUUCCAGGUUUCUUGGAUUCCUGGUCCACUGUGCUGCUAUAAUCUUGUCGGUCGAGAUCUUGUGUACGACGUCCGAAGUGCAAGGGUCGCGUCUGUCUUUGAGAGGUAUCCGCUUGGGCCUAUAUUCUACACGGCCGACUCUUUCGACUUAUGGAAAAGUGAAGAAGUUCUUCCACGUUAUUAUUGUUGUCAGAAGUCUACUCUUUGCCACCUGUACAGAACAUGGCGACCUCUAAUGACUUGCGGGUGGUACAGGCCCCCGGCUUGGAUGUGGGGCUGGGGAGACCCCCAUGUCGUAACUCUUGAUGAACUGGAGUACUCCUUCAAUGGUCUGGGUGAAUACACACUUUCACUCAUCGAAGAUGACGAUGGACAACGAGUCUUUGAACUGCAAGGUCGCACACGACAGGCCGUGGAUACGGAGACAGGGGAACUUAGUAAGGCCACUGUCUACUCUGGUUUCGCUGCGGUGUACACAGGAGAAGCAAAGAUUGAGAUCAAGUUGAGUGAGGAUGCCAUUGAUUUGAUAACGACUGUCAAUGGGACAGUUGUCACACCCACUGCUGAAGGAUUGCAGUUUGAUAAUCUUCAGGUAACGAGGGCGGAGAACCCAAUCAAAGUGAGCGUCAUGUAUUCUGAGUACGUCUCCUUUACUGUCGGGGUGAAUAACAGCAUGGCCGAUAUCACAGUCCUUUUCAACGAGGACUUCAAAGGCAAAACGAAGGGAAUUCUAGGUGUCUGGGAUGACGACCCAAGCAAUGAUGUGUUGACGCGUAAUGGCACUCUGCAAACGGGCUCUGGAGACAAUGGAGAGCUGGUGGAGAGGGACUACUUCGAAUUUGGCGAAACAUGGCGAGUUGUGGAGGAAGACUCUCUGUUCUUCUAUCAGUCUCCUGAUGAAAGCUACGACUCCUUGAACGACCCCAACUUCACUCCAGACUUCCUGCAAGAUUUGAUCGACAAGGCACCGCCGGGAAAAUACGACGAGGCCAAAGCGGUCUGCGGAUCUAGCAACGAGUGUCUGUACGACUCCUUGGCUCUGAAUGAUACCAGCAUCGGUAUGGCUACAUCAACACUCAAUGAGAUGAACAUGGAAAACAUGGCAAUCGCAACCAAUUUCCCACCAAACAUAACACUUGUGGACACCAUUGAAGUUAUUGUGGGCAAGAACUUCAUCCUACAACUAGAAGCAGUUGAUCCUGACGGGGAUGACGUCACUUUUGACUUACUUGAGAUGGUAGCAGAGGCAGCCAUUUCAGCCUCAGGUCGAUUUUCCUGGACACCACAGGACAAGAGUAAGGUGAAGAUCGGUUUCUUAGCAACAGAUGGAAAAGCGAAUGCCACGCUGGAACCAAUCGUGAAGCUCUGUGACUGUCAGAAUUACGGCACCUGCCUGUUUGAUCAGUACGCUAGUGGAGUGGACAUAGUUAGGGACCGAUUCGGGGUGGUGUUAUGCCAAUGUGAGCCCGGCUGGUCGGGAGAGUUCUGUGAAGAGAACUACGACGCAUGCGCAGACAACCCGUGUUUCCUGAAUGUUGAUUGCGUGGAUGAGGAUCCACCCUCGUUGAACAGCACCUGCGGACCUUGUCAAGCGGGACUUGAGGGGGACGGGAAAUCGUGUCAAGAUAUAGAUGAGUGUGAGCUGUACAAAGACCAGCCAGCAAGCGGUGGUGGACUGGGCUGCGACCAGAACUGUCACAACAUCCUCAUGAACUUCACGUGUAGCUGCAAUGCUGGAUACUUACUGCAUGAAGAUGGGAAGCGAUGCAUUUACGUUACAGACGAAUGUCACUUGUCUGCGUUGAGCUGUUUGAAUGGAGGGACCUUUGAUGCGGAGUUUUGCGAGUGCGUCUGUCCACUUACGCACUCGGGAAUGACGUGUGCCGAUGAGAAUCGCUGUCUUUCCAGCAACAGAUGUGGAAAUGACCAAUACUGUUUACCAAGCAAUGAUCCGUCGGGAUUCACUUGCCACUGCAAUAUCAUCCAAGGGUUUGUCGAGGGUGAUUCUGGUCAGUGCCAACAUUACCCAUCCAAGAAUGCUGUGAUCACUGCCCUUAUGGACUUCAACGAUGCCUUCAAAAACCCAACGUCGAAAGCAUUCAAUAAAACUGCAACUGUGUUUGAGAAUGCAAUUUUGAAGACCCUUAAAGAUCACCCAUCAACCAAUGACGUUUUGUCGGUGGUAGUUCCUUUACUGGAGGAGGGCAGCGUUGUCAUCAGAUCUGUAGCACUGUUUGGAACUGCUGCACCGUCCAACGCCAUUCUACGUGAAGUGCUGUCAAGCAGUGAUACACUGACUGAUGGCAGUACAGUCAUUAACAUCGAUCAAAACUCGAUCCUUGUGGAUGAUGAGGCAAUAGACUGUGUACCGACUUACUGCAUGAACGGUGGGACGUGUGAGACAUCGGGCAUCUUUCCUUAUAAGAACUACGCAUGCAGGUGCCCUGAGGCCUUUAGCGGUAAGCGAUGUGAGUCCGAAGUGUUGCCACAUCCAGAAGAUGGACUAUCAACAUUGGCCCUAGCUUUCAUCAUCAGUGGGUCUAUCGCUUUGGCUGUCGUGGUGGUAGUCGUGCUAGUCUGCAUUGUUCUUCACAAACAAAGCCUGCAGGCAAAGGUUUCUGCCAACCACCGGAAUAAGGUUGCCCCGAUUAUAGUUGAGGAAGCGGUGGUGGACAACAUCAGUGACCCGACUGACCUCAAGGAGGGUUUGGAAGGCCAUGAAGCGUUUGCUAUGUCAUAUAUGGCUUCAGGUAUGGAGAAUCGCAGUGACGAUACAGCAGAUGACGUCGAUGGCUAUGUGGAUCGCAAUCCUCAUGUCUGCUAG
This is a messenger RNA of Patiria miniata (bat star), 5085 nucleotides long. RefSeq names its product mucin-like protein. The transcript is spliced from 33 exons. The record is from RefSeq and is a predicted model, not a curated record. The coding region runs from base 1 to 5085 and encodes 1694 amino acids. Gene Ontology annotation, biological process: cell-matrix adhesion. Gene Ontology annotation, molecular function: calcium ion binding. Lineage: Eukaryota; Metazoa; Echinodermata; Asteroidea; Valvatida; Asterinidae.